GUAUCCUAGCAGCGGAGCUCUGAACUCUCUCCUGAUUGGUCCUUUUCCAAGAAUCCGCCGUAUUCAAACUUCCGCCGUAAUGUGAAUGUCUGUUGUCACCGAUCUUCUCCGUUCUUUGUAUGCAUCGGAUAAAUUUGCAAACAUUUAGCUUCGUCUUUUGGAUUCACAAUCAAACCUUCAUAUCUCUAAAAGCACAUUUAUAAACGGAGCCUCCAGCAGAAUGGAAGAAAACGAAGAGGUUAGUUUGAAGACGAUGGAAAACAAAAAGCCGAAACUGCGCAGGAUGUCAUCGAGGACGUCUACUACCAGUGUCAUCAGCGCUGCAGAGCCUUCUCCAAAAACACUGCGACGAAACAACUCUAAGAAACCUCCACUGCAGAGAGGCAGCUCCUUCACCUUUCUUACUCCUGGGACUCCGUGGGACUUCAGUCUAAAGAGAAAGCGCAAAGAAAAGGAUGAUGACACAGUCAGUCUAUCCAGCUUUGACCUCAAGGAACCCAGUAACAAGCGUGUUCGACCUCUGGCCAAAGUUUCAUCCCUGGUCAACUUGAUAUCUCCAUCAAAGAAUGGAGCAGUGCGGCGCUUUGGUCAGACAAUCCAGUCGAUGUCAUUACGGAGUGACGCCAAGUCACCGGGGAUGUCCCUCAAAGCUCUCAGCAAGACAGCAGGUCCCACCCCCACUAAACGCAGAAACAGCACACUCUGGUCAGAGACGCUGGACGUCAGUCAGAAGAGCACGUUCUCCACUAAAGAGAUCAAGAGACAAGAGGCAAUUUAUGAGCUCUUCAGAGGAGAGCAGGACCUCAUUGAAGAUCUCCAACUUGCUCGAAAGGCAUACCAUGAUCCGAUGCUUAAACUCUCCAUCAUGACGGAGGAGGAACUAACUCACAUAUUUGGGGACCUUGAUGCAUACAUCCCCUUACAUGAGGACCUAAUGAUGAAACUGACGGAGGGGACUGGGCUUGAUGGAACUGUAGCUCAGAUUGGACAGAUAGUCAUACAUUGGCUGCCUGGUCUGAAUGCUUACAAAGACUACUGCAGUAACCAGCUUGCAGCUAAAGCCCUGCUGGACCAGAAAAAGCAAGACAAGCGGGUGCAGGAUUUCCUGCAGCGCUGUCUAGAGUCGCCCUUCAGCAGGAAGCUGGACCUCUGGAGCUUCCUGGACAUCCCUCGGUCACGGCUGGUGAAAUACCCUCUGCUGCUGCGGGAGAUCCUCAGACACACUCCACCUGAUCACCCAGACGUAGUCAGUCUGGAGAAAGCUGUUAUUAUAAUCCAGGAUAUUUUGUCUGACAUCAACAUCAGAAAAGGAGAGUCAGAGUGCCAGUAUUACAUCGACAAACUGGAGUAUCUGGAUGAAAAGCAGCGAGACCCUCUCAUAGAAAACUGUAAGAUAUUGCUGUGCCAUGGAGAGCUGCGGAACAAGAGUGGAUCGAGGCUGCAUGUGUUUCUGUUCUCUGAGCUCCUGGUUCUGAGCAGACCAGUGACCCGCAACGAUAGGAGCUGCUUCCAGGUGUACCGGCAGCCAAUACCAGUUCGAGACUUGGCUCUGGAGGACCUAGUGGACGGAGAGAUCCGCAUGGGAGGGUCCUUCAGGGGGGCUUUCACCAAUGGAGAGAAAACCAAGAACGUUUUUCGUGUUCGCUCUUUGGAUCCAUCCCAUGGCCAGUCUCACACCCUGUAUGUGAACGAUGUCUACCACAAGCAGCAGUGGCUCAACUGCCUACGCACUGCCAUAGCCCAACAACAGAGGGUGCCACCCAGAGCUCAGCAGGAAGAAACUGUACAAGCCAAGCGCCGCUCCUCCGUUAACACACCGCCCAUCAAUGACGAGGAGACCGAUGAGAACUGUCCGCCCGUCUCAAGCCCAAAACUCAGGCCUCAGACGCUCUCCAAAACCAGACUGGACCAAAAGUUUCAAGGCUCACUAAAGAGGAAAGAGACUGGAGUGUAGACAUUUACCCCGAGCAAGGGUUUACAAAGGUUUUUCUUAGACACAUGACCUCAUUGUUCACGUGUCCGGCGGAGGAUUUUCAUCCAACCAACCACUAUUUGUUUUUGUUGUCCCUGUAGCUGCACUGAAAACAUUACCAAUAAUUUCCGUCCAAAUGUCCAUCCAGUUUUAGUCUUUUAAAAAGAGUAAUUAGUUUACAAAAAAAGUGACGUGUCAGUGUACUGAAAUGUGAGUUUACACCAGAUUAUUAUGUGUGGAAUUAAUGUGAGUUUUAUGAGUUUACCCAAGUUCUAAAAGAACUUUAUAACUUUGGUUAUUUCAGUGUUCACACUUUUAAAACUCUUAUCUUUUUUUAUGUCACUUCAUCUUUCUUGUAUAGUCAAAAUGUGUGCAGCUGUGAGUGUUAUCUGUGCCAUGAUAAGGGAUCAAGAAUCAGAGGAUCGUGUGAUAACUGCAGCGUUACAUGUAAGAAUACACACCGACCAUGUUUACUAUAAACUGAGAGCCUUACUCUGGUUUAAAAAAAAAAGAAUGAAUAUAGAUGUAUUCUGCAAUUGGUUGUCUAUUGGGAAAGAAAUAAACACCAAGUCUGUACAUAUCUGA
Messenger RNA from Notolabrus celidotus (New Zealand spotty), 2557 nucleotides. Its product is annotated as neuroepithelial cell-transforming gene 1 protein-like. The coding region runs from base 221 to 1954 and encodes 577 amino acids. The record is from RefSeq and is a predicted model, not a curated record. The transcript has 12 exons. Gene Ontology annotation, molecular function: guanyl-nucleotide exchange factor activity. Gene Ontology annotation, biological process: positive regulation of Rho protein signal transduction; intracellular signal transduction. NCBI's taxonomy places the organism in Eukaryota, Metazoa, Chordata, Actinopteri, Labriformes, Labridae.